Molecule: messenger RNA, 514 nt
Organism: Tinamus guttatus (white-throated tinamou)
Lineage: Eukaryota; Metazoa; Chordata; Aves; Tinamiformes; Tinamidae
Source: RefSeq, a predicted model, not a curated record
AUGGCCCAGCAUCAAUCUCCAAAGGAGUGUUGCAUCUCUAUCAAGGCUAUUGAAAGCCCCAACAAAGAUGAUGACACGCAGUGGCUGACAUACUGGGUGGUGUAUGGUGUUUUCAGCAUAGCAGAAUUCUUCUCUGAUAUCUUCCUGUCAUGGUUCCCAUUCUACUACAUGCUAAAGUGCGGCUUCCUGCUGUGGUGCAUGGCGCCCAGCCCCUCCAACGGCGCCGAGCUGCUCUACCACCGCGUUAUCCGCCCCUUCUUCCUGAAGCACGAAGCGCAGCUGGACAGCGUGGUGAAAGACCUGAAGGACAAGGCUGCAGAAACUGCAGACACCAUCACAAAAGAAGCCAAGAAAGCAACGGUGAAUUUGCUCGGUGAGGAGAAGAAGAGCACUUAAGCUGCUAACUGGAUAAAGAAUGUUUCCCUACCACCUCCUUUAUAAAGUUUGAUGUUACUGGGGAUAGUGGUAUAACUUUAAUAAUAUUGCCUUGGAAACAUUUUGAUAUUAAAGGAAU